Pestalotiopsis fici W106-1 is the source of this 984-nucleotide messenger RNA. RefSeq lists its product as uncharacterized. The coding region runs from base 1 to 984 and encodes 327 amino acids. The transcript has 3 exons. The record is from RefSeq and is a predicted model, not a curated record. NCBI's taxonomy places the organism in Eukaryota, Fungi, Ascomycota, Sordariomycetes, Amphisphaeriales, Sporocadaceae.
AUGUUUGAUCCUGUGAUUCCCAUCGAGACCCAGAUGCAGGUGUCUAUGGUCGUGAUUCCAGUCGUCUUUGGACUCUUGGCAACCACCGCCGUUGGUCUCAGAAUCGCUGCGCGACAUAUAUCCCAUCGAGCACUAGACCCGAGCGACUAUGUCAUGAUCGCGGCUCUCAUCGUGAACUUGGCAUUCUGCGGUCUCAUUGCUGCAGAGCCAUUCACGGGUGCUGGAAUGCACAUGACGGAUCUCGUGGCACGGUAUGGGACAUCACCGAUUGUGACUUAUACCAAGAUGACGGUAGCGAACCAGAUUCUCUGGGCAUUGGCAGUAUGUUUGCCAAAAGUGUCGAUUCUUAUGCUAUACACCAAAGUCUUUGCCGUACCUUUCUUCAUCUUAUCGGCGCGAAUCAGCGGCGUCGUGGUUAUACUGUUGGGCGUCGCCACCAUACUGGGAGCUUUGCUGCAAUGUCAACCCUUUGCGUACAACUGGGAUCAAACGAUUGAAGGUGGCCACUGCGGUGACCAAGUCCUCUCGUUCAAGAUUACCGCCUCAAUUAAUGUUAUCCUCGACAUCGUGGUACUCUUCCUGCCAAUGCCUUAUCUCGCCGGCUUGGAAAUGGCUUGGAAGAAGAAGAUUAUUUUGAUUGUUACCUUCGCAGGUGGUUUCAUUACAUGCAUCUUCAGCGCUUUGCGUAUUGCUGCCGUCGUCAACAUGGACUAUGCUGACUUGACCUAUCUUGCCGGUCUGCCAAGUAUCUACUCAGUGAUUGAACCGUCACUCAUCAUCACACUGGCGUGUAUUCCGGUGCUGAGGCCCUUGCUCGGAGGCGACUAUUCAUCCCGAGGAACCUAUCGUGGAUCGGGUCCCAAGAAAGUCACGGAUCGAAACGUGCCAUGCCAAUCAUUUCGGCUGGGCACCAGGAAGAAGACGGGAUUCUUUACGAUUGAUGAUGUCCACAGUCAGGGCGAGGAUUCGUCCAGUAAUAAAUGA